GUCCUGCUCCAGUUCUCCAUGCAAUCCUUUUCCUGAGUUGCAGUGUGAUGCCUGGGCCCAAUGUGUCAUACUGCUGCUCCACGAAUAGCUGGCUGCAGUGAUGUCCAUCCCCAGAGUUACUACAGCAGGUAAUGACAAUAUAUUAUGAAGAUGCUAAAUUUGGUAUUUGUUAUGACUAGAAGUGAAUAGGAUCUGUUGGCUGAUCAGUUUUAGCAGACAAGGCCAGUAUCCAUGAAUGAACAUCUUAACCCAGAAGAAAAAAAAUGGCAUAACACCGCACAAAUAACCAAAAAUUGUUCAAGGACCCAGAGCUCAGAUCAGUGCUGUAAGAGUUGAAGACCUGAAAGAAAGUUGGGACCUUUACUUGUAAACCAUUUUUUGUUUGUGGACACUUUUUUUUAAGGAACAGUCUGAAGUCCAUAUUUCUUCUGUGUCAGGGAAAAGUGAAUACAAUCACAGCGCAUGAGUCAAGGUCAACCACAAGCCACAAAGAGACCACCUAUUCUGCACAUCACAAGUUCUACUUCUACAACAGUUAACCAUCAUUAUUGGAAUGGACUUUUUUUAUUUUUUGCCGACACUCUCAAUAAGCUCUAUACAGGUGCCACUUCAGUUUUAAGUUCAAGUAACCAAGAAAAAGAGAAUCAAGACACCCCCGCUCUCUUCCAUGAGAAUGGUGCGUUUGAGUCUUAUCAUGCUUGGUAUCUGUGUCAGCAUUGAUCUACGAUAUGCCACCCCUGCAGGUGCAAAAAAUUUGUUUGUCCAUUCUCCCCCAAGGCUCAGUGUACAAACUGGAGCUAAUGCGACAUUCACUUGCAACAUUUCAGCUCUGAACUACAAUCCAGAUGACUUUAAUUGGUAUAAAACAGGGGACACAUCUACAAAAAUUGCAGACCUAAAGAGUCAAACCAAUAAACUGCUUAUCACUAUAAACUGGGAUCGGCGUGAAGCUGUAUUGCACAUAUCCAAUGUUACAUUUAAUGACAGUGGAAAAUAUUAUUGCAGUCACCUGAACUUAUCUGGGAAUGAGCAGAUAAUUGUCAGUAACACGUCAGAGCUCUUUGUGAACAGUUCUAAAAGCAUCCCAAUUGCAGUACCCAAUGAUAAUAAUAACAGCAGACCUACUGAGAGUAGCCUACAACCACUAAACAUGUUUAUCAUAUCUACCUCUGUCAUUCUGGUGCUUCUCUUGUUUCUAGCAAUUGGUUCAGCCAAGAUUUUUAUUUGGUACAAACAAAGAAAUAAUAUUCCAGAGCCUCAGCAACAGCACCUGGGAAAACUCCCGCAGGAUCACUCAGUUUACACUGUAGACUAUGGGAUCUUAGAAUUUGGAGCCAGUCAGCCCUACAGAAAGUCACAAGACCUGAGUCAACUGGACCAAGUGGAAUAUGCAACAAUCAUGUUUCCACAACAGACCCCAUCAUUGGGAGAGAAAAGGGGAAAAUCACUAUGACUUGGAAAAA
Molecule: messenger RNA, 1463 nt
Organism: Hyla sarda
Lineage: Eukaryota; Metazoa; Chordata; Amphibia; Anura; Hylidae
Product: programmed cell death protein 1-like
Exons: 7
Coding region: 668-1453 (261 amino acids)
Biological process (GO): positive regulation of T cell apoptotic process; negative regulation of immune response
Cellular component (GO): external side of plasma membrane; membrane
Source: RefSeq, a predicted model, not a curated record